Messenger RNA from Plutella xylostella (diamondback moth), 3045 nucleotides. The record is from RefSeq and is a predicted model, not a curated record. NCBI's taxonomy places the organism in Eukaryota, Metazoa, Arthropoda, Insecta, Lepidoptera, Plutellidae.
GGCCCUCCAGCCAGUCAGACGCGGGGCGCCGCGCCGCUCGCACGUCAUGUGUGUUUAGCGGUUAUGUUUCUACCCGAUUUACCUCCGCGAGCCUGUAUGGUCGACGACGUGUCAACCUACCUUCAAGCGCCCUCCUCGGGACAGGACGAGUUCCAUCCGUUCAUAGAGGCCCUGAUGCCUUUUGUAAAGUCCUUUUCGUACACCUGGUUCAAUUUACAAGCGGCGAAACGGAAAUAUUACAAAAAACAUGAAAAACGCAUGAGUCUUGAGGAGGAGCGGCAUACCAAAUAUGAAUUACAGAACGAAAAGGCAGAAGUGAAGCAGAAAUGGGCGUCCCGGUUGCUGGGCAAGCUACGGAAGGACAUAACCCAGGACUGUCGAGAGGACUUCGUGCUCAGCAUCACCGGCAAGAGACCUGCCGUGUGUGUGCUGUCGAAUCCGGACCAGAAGGGCAAGAUGCGGAGGAUAGACUGCUUGAGGCAGGCUGAUAAGGUGUGGAGGCUAGACCUAGUAAUGGUGAUACUGUUCAAAGCGAUACCGCUGGAAAGCACGGACGGUGAACGGCUGGAGAAACACCCAGAAUGCACCCAGCCAGGCCUCUGCGUCAACCCCUACCACAUCAACGUCUCUGUCAGAGAGCUGGACCUUUACUUAGCCAACUUCAUCAACAGCUACGGUAAUGGGAGCGACGGUCUGCCAGAUAUCCUAAGUGGUUCUCUAUCUCCACACACCCCUCGAGACAAAGAGAACGAACACGAAGGCAAGAGCAAAGGCUACAGUCACAAUCCGUACAACGGUGUAAUUUGCAACGAUAUUAUUUUAGCAACUGGAGUCUUCUCUUCGAAGGAACUAUGGAAGUUGUCGAAAGCGUCAAUUCUUCAAGAGACCGGGUCAGAGUCCCCUGGUGGGUCGGGAGGUGGCAUCAAGCUGGAGUCAGGGUACUACUGCGGGUACAACAGUCCAGCCCCACCGCCCUUCGAGCCCCCUCCUGAGCGGGCCACCCCCUCGACCAUGCUCGUCGGACAGUGCUUUAGUAUUCCCCACAGUUCAGCAGGUCUAAGUGCAGCUCAGUCUCCGCUGGUGCCGUCUAAUACGAUAUUCUACCAACACGCGCCGCCGCCCACCGACACGCAUCCUACAGAAUGUUACUAUCUGUCGACAGCGGCCGAGCAGCUGUCCAGCCAGCACUCCGGUGCUAAGUACGACUCCAACCCUCAGGAUUCUCUUGGGGACUUUGUCACGUUUGUGUGCGACCCGCCUAAUGAUGUUCAGCAGCUGCAGGUGCACAGUCUCUCUCGAAGUCCAAAGCCUGCGUAUUUCAGCAGUCCCAUGUUGCCUCCACCCCCACUUCCCCCCAUGGCGAGACCGGUCGCUAUCAUCAGAUCUACUGCGAGCGAGAUGGUGGGCAGCGGCGGCGGCUCCCCCUCGUCCCCUGGCGAGGGGCGCUCCCCUCCCGCCUCCCCCCGGCGCCGCUCCCCGCACUACCGCCCCGACUGCCCGAUAUCGCACUUCAACCACUUCCAUACGCAGCCGUCGCCGGUGUUCAGCUACGGCGUUGGCGUGAGCGGCAGCCUGACGGGCGUGUCCGGGGGUGGGGCGGUGUGCUCGGGGGGCGGGGGGGUGUCGCCGCCGGGAGGGCUCGGGCUGUAUGCGCCGAGGGCACCGCCUAGAGCGCCUCCGAGAUGGAACGCCCCAUUCCCUACCUUGGAAGAAGAGUUCAACAUCAUGACGGCACCAGCGGGCGCUGACCACGUCGUGCUGUUAGACGAUGAGCGCUUCUUCCAAUCCAACGUGAUAACGUCCGAGCCGACAGCCAUGGACACGGCAGCCUCAGUCGGAGCCCCCGUGGGCGUGGACGAGGACCUGGCCCCCGACAAGCCGGCCCCCGACCUGCGCUCGCCGUGAUCCCACGCUCCGGGCGCGCCGCGUGACGUCACCGCCCCCCACGCCACCUCCGUCGUGCGUUGGACCCCCGCGCCCCCGCCGCACUGGCGACCCGUCACGCACAGGACUCUUUGAUCCGCUGGCGCCCUGGUACUUUUCAGGCGUGUUUAUUGUAUAAUGUACAUAGUUAAUGUUACAAAUACAACGAGAUUACGCAACGGGUUUGAUUGUAUUCGCUGAAUGCCGGUUUUGUAGGUACUUCCGUGCGUCGUGGCCUUGUCGCCGCGAUGGGUUUUUAGCGCCAUCUAGCGGAAGUUUGUCGAACUGUUUAAACGUUUGGUACAAAAUAAGCGAUAACGGAAUGCAAUAAUUCGGAGAUUAAAACUUAAAUAAGCUAUGAAUAGUAAAACAAAACAACAUUAUAUUCUAAUAUUUUUAUAGGGUAUAAAACGUAUGUUAUGAUCAAGCCUUCCAGUAAUUUAGUGAAAUUAUAAAAAUCGUUACGAAAGGUUGCAGCUUGAUGCUAUUGUUUUGCUGUCUGACAGUGUAGGUGACAGGUGACGAAAGCUGAAAACAGAAACCAAUGCUUCCAAAUAUACAUGCGUUAAAGUUUUUUAAAAGGAUCGUCGAAAGUGUGAUAUUAUAAGUUGUUUUUGUUUUAUUCAUUGUUGUGUGUUUGUAAUGAAUUAGAGUAAGAGAGAGCAUCUGUAUUAGAAUACAUUUUUAUUUAUUGAUUAAAGUAUAAAUUUGAGAAAGACGAGCCUUGCUUAAGAAUUAGUUUAGUUAUAUAUUAGUAGCGAGGUUUAGACCCUUAGUUUCGUUCUUUGGAUUCGAUUUUUCAGGAGAGUUGACUGUUUUAAUAGUCCUUAUUAUUCGUAAUAUAAUAAUAUGAAGAAAAAAAUGGUUUUAAGUCGAAUUUAAAGAACUAAGCGAGGCAGUAGUGAUUGAUAAAUGUCGAGGGACAUUUUAUAGGUGCCUUUCAUGAAAAAACUAUAAUAAUAAUAUAUUAUAUAAAUUAGGGAUUUGUAUAUUGUAGCGUUCUUUUUAAUACAAUCCAUCCGCUCAUAUUUGUACACUGAGAGAUUCAUAAUUACCAUUAAAUAUUUAAAUUGUUUUCGUAUGUGAAUUAUUACUGAAACACCUCACGGUAAAUUAUAGAAG